Hevea brasiliensis (rubber tree) is the source of this 1281-nucleotide messenger RNA. RefSeq lists its product as uncharacterized. The transcript is spliced from 5 exons. The coding region runs from base 154 to 1167 and encodes 337 amino acids. Lineage: Eukaryota; Viridiplantae; Streptophyta; Magnoliopsida; Malpighiales; Euphorbiaceae. The record is from RefSeq and is a predicted model, not a curated record.
UUUCUUUUAAUUCUCUCACGGGAGAUAAGAAAAUGGUCAGCGAGUGUUUCAGAACUUUCAGAGGAGAGCAAGAGAAGCAAAGAGUAGGUUGACAGAAAACCAGCUAGCCUCACCAAAACAGUCCACAAAUUCGCCAUAUUAAUUGUAGUGACUAUGAAAGUACUGGUGACUGGCGCUUCAGGUUACUUAGGCGGGAGACUCUGCCACGCACUGCUGGAACAAGGCCACUCUGUCCGCGCCUUGGUUCGUCACACCAGCGAUCUCUCCGUCCUCCCUUCGUCCUCCACCGACGGGAAUUUCGAGCUUGCCUACGGUGAUGUUACCGACUACCGAUCUCUUUUGGAUGCCUUCUCUGGUUGUCUCGUCAUCUUCCACACCGCCGCCCUCGUAGAGCCCUGGCUGCCUGAUCCUUCUAAAUUCUUCUCCGUUAAUGUAGGGGGAUUGAAGAACGUGUUGCAGGCAGCUAGAGAGAAGAAGACAAUCCAGAAGAUUAUUUACACGUCGUCGUUUUUUGCCCUUGGACCGACCGAUGGAUACAUUGCAGAUGAGACCCAAGUACAUCCCGAGAAGGUUUUCUGUUCGGAGUACGAGAGAUCCAAGGUGAUCGCCGAUAAAAUUGCAUUACAAUCUGCAGCCGAUGGGUUGCCAAUAGUGGUGGUUUACCCCGGUGUCAUAUAUGGUCCAGGCAAGCUUAGUACGGGUAAUAUUGUGGGUCAGUUGCUGAUUGAGCGCUUUCAAGGCCGUUUACCUGGAUACAUAGGCAAUGGAAAUGAUAAAUAUUCAUUCAGUCAUGUUGAUGAUGUAGUAGAAGGACAUAUAGCAGCAAUGAACAAAGGUCGACCAGGGGAAAGAUAUCUACUUACAGGAGAAAAUGCAUCAUUCAUGCACGUUUUCAAUAUAGCUGCCAUCAUUACUGAAACAAAAAAGCCGAGAUUUAACAUUCCUUUAUGGGUGAUUGAGGCUUAUAGCUGGUUAUCGGUUGUUUUCUGUCGACUUACAGGAAAGCUUCCUCUCAUCAGUCCACCGACGGUGAAUGUUCUAAGACACCAGUGGGCAUAUUCUUGCGAGAAGGCAAGGGUGGAUCUGGAUUAUAAUCCUCGAAGCUUGCAGGAAGGGCUAAAGGAGGUGCUUCCCUGGUUGAAAGGCUUAGGGGUGAUAAAAUAUUGAGUAGGAGAUGCUUCCCUGGUUGAAAGGCUUAGGUGCUUUGUUGGAGGUGUAAUAUUGCUGAAUAUUGUCUGACUCUUGCUUAUCAGAUGAGUUGUAUCUCUUGAAACGGUCUUA